AUGACAAUCAUUAUAAAAAGUUUCUAAAUAUUGAUGCUUCGUUAAGAUAGUUUAAGAUAAACAUACCGACAAGCUAAUAAUCACUAUUUUCAUCAAGCUUUACAGAGACUGCUUAGCCGUUUAAGCCGUCAACAAGGAAUAUUCUUUUUUCGUAAUUUUUUAUAAACAGCUUUUUAAAACCUCUUUCUAUUUGUUAGCUAUCUCCGUUUAAGAUAUGAAAGUUAGGUGUUACAUUCAAUUGAAUAUUUUAACUGUCUACACUCAAAACUAUAGGGUUUUCAAUGUCUUAUUUAUAGUUAUCGAAUUCAGGAGAAAGAUAGUAUUUAGUUUAAGCCAAUUGCUUAAUAUUCUAAAAAACAAGUUGUAAUUUAUCAACCAUUGAUUAAUUAUGUCCUAAGAGAACAAAAUAAUAUCUUCCUUUUAGAGCCUCACUGGAGAUUUAGCCAUUCUAAGACUAUAAAACCCAAGGCUUUACUUCUAAUGAGAGCUAAGCAUCUAAUGCUUUCUUAUUCUAAUUAAUUGCUUUUUAAUCAUCGAUGA
Messenger RNA from Tetrahymena thermophila SB210, 540 nucleotides. RefSeq lists its product as hypothetical. The record is from RefSeq and is a predicted model, not a curated record. NCBI's taxonomy places the organism in Eukaryota, Ciliophora, Oligohymenophorea, Hymenostomatida, Tetrahymenidae. The transcript has a single exon.